Messenger RNA from Hyaloscypha bicolor E, 3615 nucleotides. RefSeq lists its product as uncharacterized. Bases 81 to 3470 code for a protein of 1129 amino acids. NCBI's taxonomy places the organism in Eukaryota, Fungi, Ascomycota, Leotiomycetes, Helotiales, Hyaloscyphaceae. Gene Ontology annotation, molecular function: histone methyltransferase activity; protein binding. The record is from RefSeq and is a predicted model, not a curated record. The transcript is spliced from 4 exons. Gene Ontology annotation, biological process: chromatin remodeling.
UCGGGCUCUUCACGUGAUCCUUCCACACUGGUCAUUCUUAUAUCCUUCAUAAUAGCGAUCGUCGAGACAUUGUUGCCACAAUGAGCCAACGCGCACACACGUUCCGUGCGUCGCGUACGUCGCGUGUGUCCGGGAAUUACAUGGCUUCUCGACCUCCUCUCGCAGCGGCGCCGGCAACGUCAAGUCAACCUCCUCGCCAAAGAGAAAGUAUAGUCGUCGUUAUAAGUGACGACGACGACGACGACGAGCCCACGCAAAGACCAAAAUCUUCAGCCCCGGCCCCAGCCGGGCGUCAACCCCCAUCCAUCGUUGAUCUCACCGGCGAAACAUCAUCUCGGUCCCCUUCGCCGCCUCGAAGCCGGCCUGCAGCCGAGGCAGCUCCAAAAGGACCCGUCCCUAGGAUACGAUCUCCACUGACACGUUCUCCCUUACCUCCACUCACUAGAGCCUCCUCUCCGGAUGAGCAAGCACCCCCGCCUCUACCUCCACUUACGAGGGACUCAUCCCCAGACGAUCCGGCGCACAGGGUGCGAGAGGAAGUGGCUACCAAACAGGCUUCUAGUCCCCAAAUGAAAGCCUCGCCGCCGUCACUUCAGAAUCAGCGAAAUCAAGAUCAGCGGAAGGAAACGCCAUCUUCGAGACGGCAGACAGCAAGACAGAAGCUGCGCCCUUCAACACCUCAACUCUCAGACGAGAAUGAUGACGAAGACGACGAUGGUCCUUUGCCCCAGAACUUCCAACCAUCCCCAAGCACCCCUUCAAAGCAAGCUUCUUCGCGUGGCCACCGAAAGUCGCAGAAAUCUGCAGAAUCCUCUAUUAACUCUUCAUCCCCUUUAUUCACCCGCCUGAAACAGCGAAGAAAUAGUCCACAAGUUAAUGGGACUGCCAAACCUCGCGGUGAAUCACCAAAGGAGACGCUAUCACGACGGACUGUGUCCAGUGAACACAUUUCUCAUGAAGAUCCACUAACCCAAGAAGAGCUCGAAACCUCGCUUGAAGCAUUCGAAUCAAAAUUGAAGGAUGGGCAUGCCUUCGGCAUGAGAUGGCUUCUACAGGACGUUAGGGAGACUCUUGCCGAUAGAAAAUCAUCGUUCUUUGAAGCCCCAUUUGUCGAGAAGGCUGGAUUCUCCCCGUGGGCUUCUGAAUCGGGGGUACAGGUUGGGCCAGGGCAACCCACUGGCGAUGCCCCUCAUGUUGAUAAACUAGAUUCUUUUGUCAUGGCCAAGAGUCGGCUUACCAAGACGAGAAGCCAGUUGAUCGGGAGUCUGAUCACCACAGAUCUUCCCCGUGUUCCUAAAUACUACUCUCAUACUAACGUGAAGCGAAACAUUCUCACGGCAGACGAUGAGAAGCUUAAAUUUAUUCCUUUCUUGGGAGAUUAUCUUGGGCAGGGGGCCGCCAAAAAGCAAGAGGGUCACAAGCGACUUCUUAAAGAACUAGAGGAAGCUUAUAGUGCUACUCGUAUCUCAUCUAGUCGGGAGACAGAAAGAGCAUCGUCCCUCAGAUCUCAUCUUGAUACAUGGCUGAAAGAGCUGAAGGUGGAUUGCAAUCAACAAGACCUCACCCAACAUAUACUCGAAGACGACGACAGUUGCGCAGAACUUCGUCUGAAGCCUCGGGACCGAAAAGCACUACUCACUUCUUUUGGAGGCAAGCUGCCUCUUAAGGUGAUUGAAUCAGCGGCCAUGUUUUGUGAAGCUUUCCAAAACGUCUUUGGCAUGCCACUUCACGAUGUUAUUCUUCCAAGCGAACGAGUGAAGGAGAUGACCGAGGCAGCAGGGAAGCCUGCCUCCAAAACACCCGAGAAGCCAUUAAAUGCCCCAGCAGAUCGGCUCGAGACAUAUACGACUCUUACAUGCAUGCUUUGCGGAGCUGUUGAUUGUCCAACGCAUGGCGAUUACCAGCAAGAGGAGGUGAAACGAAGCGAGGACGAGGACAGCGAUGCAAGUGAAGCUAUAGAAAAGAGAGACGUCGAAUGUGUUUAUUUCCGCCAACCUUUAAUUCUAGAAUACGGAGCAAUGGUUCGGAGAUACGAGAUUCGAAGGGCGAAUAAACCAGCAGAAUUAGAAGACGAAGGGAGGGACAAACACAGAGCGCCGUGUUCAGACAAAUGCUACACACUCAUUGACUAUUCGGAUAAAGAGUAUGAGUGGCAUCAAAAUGAAAUUGAUGCCCUACCUCAAAUGCUCUUGAGUCUGACCAACAAAGAUCGACGAUCUUGCACCAUUGCAUUUGCAAUGGACCGGCCUUGCUGGCAGGUUCACAGCGAAAUCGCAGCUUAUGAAGCAGAGAGCCCUUAUAUCCCAAAGGAUAAUCUAGAAUCAACAGCCCGGGCAAAGGCGCCAAAUUGGUACGACAACAAACGCAAAGUUCUCAAAGGCGACUGGCAGGACUUAACAACAGCUCAUCUCCAUCAAGAGAGAGCCCAAGCGAAUCCUUGUGGUCACGAAGGUCCUUGUACAAAUAUCUGCCCGUGCUUCCAUGCAAAUCUCCUUUGUGAGAGCUUCUGUGGCUGUCCUGAUGACUGCCCUCGGAAGUUCACUGGCUGUGCGUGCCCUUCCUCAGGAAUUUCCUGUGUAUCUGAGUCCUGCAUCUGUAUCCAGAUGAACAGAGAAUGCGGGCCACAAUGCGGGACCUGCGGUGCAAUCGACAGGAUCAACCCCGCCAAACGUCACAACGAUGACCUCUUCAGAACCGGCUGUCAGAACAUCGUGCUCCAGCGUGGGGUAGCCAAGAAACUCGUGAUGGGUGAGAGCCAGCUUGAAGGCGUUGGCUUCGGAUUAUACGUUGUGGAGCCUGUUCAGAAGGGUGACUAUCUAAGCGAAUAUGCUGGCGAGGUCGUCUCCUCCGCGGAAGCAGAGCGCCGCGGCAUCAUCUACGACCGCAAAUUUCUCUCCUUCCUCUUCGACCUCAACGGCGACUGGGUCAUCGACGCCGCGCGCUACGGCAACAAAACGCGCUUCAUAAACCACGCUGACAACGAGAAAGACGGCCUGAACUGCGAAGCUAAAAUCGUGCUCGUCAACGGCGAGCAUCGGAUCAAAUUUGUCGCUCUUCGUGACAUCAACGUCGGCGAAGAACUGCUGUUCAACUACGGCAAGAAGUUUGCCGAGAAGCACGGCCUUAGCAAGAAAUUGCCGAAGGUUAAAGAGGGCGGUAAGAAGGGCGUGCUGGUGGGCGAGGAGGCGCUGGAUGCUCUUGACGGGAUGGAUUCCAGGAAGAGGGACACGAGGGGCAAGAUGAGUGCUAUCCGCGGGGGACGGGGGAAGGGGAAGGGGAAGAUGCGGAAGACGGCUGUAGUGCCCGAGCCGGUUGAGGAGAUGGAGGUCGAUGGGGAUGAGCCGGAGCCGGAGCCGGAGCCGGAUGAAGAAAUUUACGGUGAUGAGGAGAGUGACGAGGAUGAAGAUGCGAGGGAUGGGAGCUCGCGGAGGCGGCGGAGGAUUACGAGACCGGCGAGAUAUACGCGCUAGUGUCAACGAGGGGAGCUGCGGGUAAGGGCAAGGUGGAGGGAGAGAAAAUCGGGGUUACUGUUGUAAUGAGGGACGUUUUGGUUAAACAUGUACAUCAUCUUGCGAGCAAGCUAUCUUUCUUUCUUUGUGUCUUCAGCCUGAGACC